This is a messenger RNA of Schizophyllum commune H4-8, 798 nucleotides long. RefSeq lists its product as uncharacterized. Lineage: Eukaryota; Fungi; Basidiomycota; Agaricomycetes; Agaricales; Schizophyllaceae. Bases 1 to 798 code for a protein of 265 amino acids. The transcript is spliced from 3 exons. The record is from RefSeq and is a predicted model, not a curated record.
AUGCAUUCUGCUGCCUGCCUGCCUGCGUCUGCGCUCUGCCUGCUGCUGCUCCUCCUCGUCCUCUGUGUCUACUUCGAAUAUACAUGGGCGCCGCCCAACAGCGCACCCGCCCUCCCCGCCGUUGCCACCUGCCACGUCAUCAUAGCAACCGCGCAACACGGUGACACGAGCUGCAGCGCUGUCAGAGGACAGCGGCAGUCGCGGCAGCGGCUGCCCCCAGCCUGUCUCCCCUCCAUCCCAUCGACUCUGAAUGACAUCUGCAGGAGCGAGUCAGUGAACAGCGACGAUGGACAAAUCACCGACUCACCUCAACAUCCAGACCUGCCCUCCACCUCUCCCUCAUGCUUGACGACGCCACGAAUCUGGAGGGAGCUCAAUAAGCAGAGAAAGAGGGCUCGGGGGCGGGCACCCACCUGCGCAGAGUCCGCAACCCUCAAGACCGCGUUGAGGAAGAUGGGAGUCAAGAGCAAAACGCGAAGUCCCAACUCCCACGGACGGCGCCGAUUUUCCACCGCCGCGUGGCGCCCAUCGCGUGCAGGUCGCGUGUUGCGUGCCGCCGCCGUGCCGGGCAGCGUCCGGGACGAGUUCGGGAACGUUCCACGGUGGGAACUCGAGCAAACUCGGUGGCGCGCUCUUGGAAACGCAGCAUCUCUGUGUAUGCUAUCCCUCUGUCCGUAUCCGGGGAUCGGCGCCGUAGCAACUGGCAGGGAUAGCCAAGCCGUUGGUAUCGGAGCGGACACGAAGGCGGAUAAAGAUGCGCGCCGACAACAGAGACUUCAGGGCGGCUGUUUCGACUAG